Messenger RNA from Alligator sinensis (Chinese alligator), 843 nucleotides. RefSeq names its product adenine phosphoribosyltransferase-like. The transcript is spliced from 6 exons. The record is from RefSeq and is a predicted model, not a curated record. NCBI's taxonomy places the organism in Eukaryota, Metazoa, Chordata, Crocodylia, Alligatoridae. The coding region runs from base 126 to 773 and encodes 215 amino acids. Gene Ontology annotation, molecular function: adenine phosphoribosyltransferase activity.
CGUGAUCCCAGCUGCUGCUGUCCGUGAAGGCUGCUCUUCUCCCAGAUGCAGUUACGGAGCGGCUCUGCGCUGCAACCGUGAGCUCGACCUGCCUUCCCGAUCGCUGAACGCGUCAAAGGCACGGCAUGGACCCGCCUGGCAGCCGCCUCCUGCCCAGGGACGUGUGGCGCAUCCCCAAGACCCGCGAGAAGGGCUGGUACCUGGCGCUCAUGGCCCCCAACGUCAAGGGCCCCGGAUACUGCUGGCUCGACCCCUCUCGGCUCUACUGCAACCAGCAGGGCCUGCAGGACUGCAUCACCGACCUGCUGCAGCCCUUCUGGGAGGACCCCAUUGACCUGGUGGCCGGCAUUGACGCCAUGGGAUUCAUCCUUGGCGCAGCCAUCGCCAACACCCUGCAGAAGGGCUUCCUGGCCAUCCGCAAAGCCGGGCACCUGUGCGUGGAGACCUACACGCAGCCCUACACCGACUACUCCUCGCGCCAGAAGGUGAUGGAGGUCAGGACCGACGCCAUCACCCCAGGCCUGCGCGUCUUGCUGGUGGAUCAGUGGAUCGAGACGGGGGGCACCAUGCAGGCAGCCAUCCAGCUGGUGGAGCAGCGGGGCGGCAUCGUCGCAGGCGUGGCCGCCAUCUGCAUCGAGGACAGCGAGGGCGGGCGCUGGAUCCAAGCACAGUACAAGUGCUCACACUGCGUCCCCAACCACCUGAUGCCCCAGUUCAACCAGCACCAGCUGGAGUCCUUCAGCACCCUCGGGAUGAGGCACAGCCUGGUAUGACGGCGCCCGGGACCGGGUGCACGGGAGCCUCAGCCUGGAGCACCCAGCUGCUCCCGCCCGGACCCGCCCU